Molecule: messenger RNA, 3158 nt
Organism: Erigeron canadensis
Lineage: Eukaryota; Viridiplantae; Streptophyta; Magnoliopsida; Asterales; Asteraceae
Product: protein PHOX4-like
Exons: 3
Coding region: 677-2740 (687 amino acids)
Molecular function (GO): protein binding
Source: RefSeq, a predicted model, not a curated record
GUGUUUUAAUUUGCUUGCGUUUCUUACCAAUUAAGUUCACAUUUUCAUGACACCCCAGAUAAGUUUAUUGCCUUCAUUUCAUUUCUUUGAUAUUUUCUUAUAAGAAAGUUUCAAUCUUUUCUUUUCUUGCUGUUGGCAUUUACAAGAAAACUUUGUUUUGCAUAAGUAUCAUCGUUUAUUUUCUGUGUGUUUAGUAAUAUAUAUUGUUUUGUUUUGUUUUAGUACCAUAUUGAAUGCAUUAAAAGUUCUGAGAGAAAAAAAAGUUGGAAUUUUUAGUUCUAAUUUCAAUUCCAAGCUAGAAUCUUGGUUUUUUUUUUCACACAGUGGAGGUGUUGUGUGUGAAAUUUGGCUGGGUGAAAAGUUGGUAUUUUUGGUUUGUUAAUGUUGGGUUUGGUGUGUUGAAAAGGCAGAGAAUUUGUAGAAAAAGUUUGUAAAUUUCCAAGUUUUUCACACAUUGGAGGUGUUUGUGUGAGAAUUUGAUUAGCUUUAUAAUUUUGUUAAGAACUGGUAUAUUUAUGUUCGGUUCGAGUAGGAUUGAUAAGUUUACUUGAAGUGCGAAAAAGCCUAGGAUUUUCGAAGAAAGUUUGUAGUUCUUGAUAAUUAGGCAUUUGGGCUAGUUUGUUUACGAAUGUACGUUAAGAGCAACAAAAUCUAGUUUUUUUUUAUUGAUUUUACAAUGGGGAAGAAAUCAGGGAAAAGAAAGGUACAUGGAGGAUCAAAACCGGUGUAUGAUGACGACACUGAGGUUUUCAUUUCCAUGGCACGAGAACAUAAAGAUGAAGGUAAUAAGUGUUAUCAAAGGAAAGACUAUGAAGGCGCCAUAUUAAAAUACGAAAAAGCUCUGAAUUUGCUUCCUAAGAACCAUAUAAACGUAUCGUAUCUUCAUAGUAGCAUUGCAGCAUGUUAUAUGCAAAUGGGUAUUAGUGAUUUUCCAAAGGCUAUUCAUGAAUGCAAUUUGGCUCUUGAAGUCACACCAAAAUAUAGCAAAGCGCUCUUGAAACGAGCUCGUUGUUACGAGGCUUUAAAUAGGGUUGACUUGGCUUCAAAAGAUGUUAGUUUCGUUUUAGACAUGGAGCCAAAGAAUCUCAUGGCAUUGGAGAUUGCUGAAAGAGUGAAAUCACUUAUGGGGGACACGUUAUCUGAAGAGGAGUCGCAGCCAAACAAUUUCACUGUAACAGAAGAUGAGAGUAAUUUGAGAAAAGAAGAGGUUAAGACUGUUCAGAUUUCAGAUUACACUGAGGACACACAUCAGAAAUCUUUGAAAGAAAAGAUACCAAAAAAGAAAAGCAGAAAACAUGAAAGAAAUGGCGAAAAGAAAGAUGUGGGUGACAAGAAAAAGGGGAAAUCGAAGAAAAUGAACAAGGAAAAAUUCGAGAAUGAUGAGCAUCAAAAGAUUGACCUUGAAGACAAGGAGACCGAGGAUAAGUUGGUUGUUGAGGAGAAAAUAAGCGUUUAUAGCAAAGAAAUGGAGCCUAAAAUGAAUAUCAAAUUAGUAUACGGAGAUGAUAUAAGAUUAGCAAAGAUCCCUUAUAGUUGUGAUGUUUUAGAGCUAAGAGAAAUAAUAUUUGACCGCUUUCCUGUUUCACGGGCUGUUUUAAUGAAAUACCAAGACCAAGAAGGCGAUAUGGUGACCGUUACCACAAAUGAAGAGUUAAGAUGGGCAGAGUCAGCUUCUGGUCAAACAGGUUUGCUGAAACUAUAUAUUGUGGAAGUAAACCCUGAACAAGAUCCGUUUUUUGAUCAUGUUAGAAGGAAAGAACAGAAACGAAAGCUUCUCAAUACUUCAUCUUGCAUUGAUGACUGGAUUCUAGAAUUUUCACAACUUUUCAAGAAUUAUGUUGGGUUUAACUCUGAUGAAUAUUUGGAUCUUCACGAGGUUGGAAUGAAGUUAUACACCGAGGCUAUGGAAGAUACAGUAACAAGCGAAAAGUCUCAAGAACUUUUUAACACUGCAGCCAACAAGUUCCAAGAAAUGGCAGCUUUGGCUUUGUUUAACUGUGGAAAUGUUCACAUGUCACGGGCCAGAAAACGAGCUUCUUUUACGGAAGAUAGCUCACAAGAAUCUUUAGCUUCACACAUUAAAGAUUUGCAUGAAUGGGCACAAGCUGAGUACUUAAAAGCUGGUGUUAUGUAUAAAGAGGCAAUAAAAGUCAAACCCGAUUUUUAUGAAGGCUUUCUUGCAUUAGGACAUCAAGAAUUCGAACAAGCAAAACUUACUUGGUAUUAUGCAAUUGGAACAAAUGUUGAUCUUGAAAAGUGGGAUUACGCUGAGGUUAUUCAACUUUACAACAAAGCCGAAGAUGAUAUGGAAAAGGGAAUGAGAAUGUGGGAGGAAGCAAUGGAAAUGCAGAAACCAAAUGACAAAAAAACUGAAGGAACAGAACAGGCUGAAAAUCUGAGGUCGUUGAUUAAUGUUUUGUGGGGGACAAUGCUGUAUGAAAGGUCAAGUAUGGAGUACAAACUCAGGCUUCCUUUUUGGCAUGAAUGCUUGGAAAUCGCUGUUGAGAAAUUUGUAGUUGCUGGUGUUUCACAUACAGAUAUAGCUGUAAUUUUAAAGAAUCAUUGUUCAAAUGAUGCUGCACCAGAAGGCUUAGGCUUCGAUAUUGACGAAAUAGUACAAGCAUGGCAUGAAAUGUACGAAGUGAAGAGAUGGCAAAGUGGCAUUCCUUCUUUCAGAUUAGAACCAUUGCUUCGGAGACGAGUUUCUAAACUCUUUUAUGCAUUAGACCAUACAAAAUGAGUGCCUGUUCCAGAUCAUAUUCUUGCAAGGAAAAGAAAAACUAGGAAAAUGGUACUUCUUGUUCGUAUUCCACCGCUUGGUAGUCAUAUGCCAGGUUUAUAAAUUUCAGCUUCAAACUCAUUAUUAGACAUGUUGAAGCUGAGAGGCGAUAUGCUGAAUUUGUGUUAUAGAUGAGUUGUAAUUAUCAGAAAAACAAAAAGAUAGUUGAUGAUAUGAUGUGUAGUUAACAAGAUGGUUUAUAAGGAGUCAGAAAUACAUAUUUUGAGCGUAUCUGUUUUAGGGACAUGAUAUUAGCGUAUUCGUUUUAGGGACAUGAAAUUAGUGUGUUGUUGGCUUAUAAUUCUAUUCAUUUGGUGUGUACUCUUAAUUAUGUAACGAAUGUUGAUUUUUAUAAAAGUGAUUAUCGAUUGAACGCAAA